This is a messenger RNA of Aethalodelphis obliquidens (Pacific white-sided dolphin), 5934 nucleotides long. RefSeq names its product teneurin-1. Gene Ontology annotation, molecular function: cell adhesion molecule binding; protein homodimerization activity; protein heterodimerization activity. Lineage: Eukaryota; Metazoa; Chordata; Mammalia; Artiodactyla; Delphinidae. The transcript has 14 exons. The coding region runs from base 1 to 4995 and encodes 1664 amino acids. Gene Ontology annotation, biological process: neuron development; heterophilic cell-cell adhesion. The record is from RefSeq and is a predicted model, not a curated record. Gene Ontology annotation, cellular component: neuron projection.
AUGAGGACAGUCUUAGAUGAGGGUUUGCUGAAGUUGGAAGAUCUAAGAAGUCAACGAGUGGCAGGAGUGGGAACUCGGUCUUCAAAGGAAGACUACCAUGGGACGAUGAGCAGGCAGGGAAGUUCGUUCUUUGACUUCAGAUAUUUCUGGCUACAUAUGAGGGAAGAAGCUGAAAACAGCAUGAAGAACAAGCAAAGUGCUGCAACCAACACAGAGCAGGCCACGACUGGUCGCGAGACAGCACCUCCGAAGUUUAUUUACAGCAGCUGUCAUGGUGGUUCCAGGGUUGAAGAUGUCCCUGGAAUCUACCGGAUUCUCUUAUUUGAUGAAGAAUACAAUGUGGAAAGUAAGAGAGAAAGUAAAUUUGCAGAGGAGAAACUUGACAAACGCUACCUCAGCCAGGCGAUCGAGGUCAACAUCAACAAGAAUUUUCCAUUUGUGACAAAAGGCAGACCCCAGGGAGUGUAUGCUGAACAAAUUGCUUUGAAUAACUUUACUUUUCUCUUCCUUAGCACAAGUCCUGCUCACAAAUACUAUCUGGCUAUGGACCCUGUGUCUGAAUCACUUUAUCUAUCAGACACCAAUACCCGAAAAGUCUACAAGUUGAAAUCUCUUGUGGAAACAAAAGACUUGUCCAAGAAUUUUGAAGUGGUGGCAGGAACAGGAGAUCAGUGCCUUCCCUUUGACCAGAGUCACUGUGGAGAUGGAGGGAGAGCAUCGGAAGCUUCACUGAACAGCCCUCGAGGCAUCACAGUUGAUAGGCAUGGAUUCAUUUACUUUGUGGAUGGGACUAUGAUUCGGAGAAUUGAUGAGAAUGGUGUGAUCACAACUGUAAUCGGCUCAAACGGUCUGACUUCCACACAGCCACUGAGCUGUGACUCGGGAAUGGACAUCACUCAGGUGCGAUUAGAGUGGCCAACAGACCUUGCAGUCAAUCCCUUGGACAAUUCAUUGUACGUCUUGGAUAACAACAUUGUGCUUCAAAUUUCUGAGAACAGGCGAGUGCGGAUCAUUGCAGGGCGCCCCAUUCACUGCCAGGUGCCAGGCAUCGAUCAUUUCUUGGUCAGCAAGGUAGCAAUUCACUCCACUCUGGAGUCAGCAAGGGCCAUCAGCGUCUCCCACAGCGGGCUGCUCUUCAUAGCUGAAACAGACGAGAGGAAAGUAAACCGCAUUCAGCAAGUUACCACCAAUGGGGAGAUCUCCAUCAUGGCUGGUGCCCCCACUGACUGUGACUGCAAAAUUGAUCCCAACUGUGACUGUUUUUCAGGUGAUGGUGGCUAUGCCAAAGAUGCAAAGAUGAAAGCCCCUUCCUCCUUAGCAGUGUCGCCUGAUGGUACCCUCUACGUGGCAGACCUUGGGAAUGUUCGAAUUCGUACCAUUAGCAAGAACCAAGCCCACUUGAAUGACAUGAACCUUUAUGAGAUUGCAUCACCUGCUGAUCAGGAACUGUACCAGUUCACUGUCAAUGGAACCCACCUGCACACCUUGAACUUGAUAACGAGGGACUAUGUGUAUAAUUUCACCUACAAUGCCGAAGGCGACUUGGGUGCAAUUACCAGCAACAACGGCAAUUCUGUGCACAUUCGCCGAGACGCAAGCGGGAUGCCCCUUUGGCUUGUGGUGCCUGGCGGGCAGGUGUACUGGCUGACCAUAAGCAGCAACGGAGUCCUGAAAAGAGUGUCAGCCCAAGGCUACAAUCUGGCCUUGAUGACCUAUCCAGGAAACACGGGGCUUCUGGCUACCAAAAGUAACGAAAAUGGAUGGACAACCGUUUAUGAGUAUGACCCCGAGGGGCAUCUGACCAAUGCAACGUUUCCCACUGGAGAGGUCAGCAGCUUCCACAGUGACCUGGAGAAGCUGACAAAAGUGGAGCUAGAUACUUCCAACCGCGAAAACGUCCUCAUGUCAACCAAUUUGACAGCAACUAGUACCAUAUAUAUUUUAAAACAAGAAAAUACCCAGAGUACCUAUCGGGUGAGUCCAGACGGCUCCCUACGUGUCACUUUUGCCAGCGGGAUGGAGAUCAGCCUCAGCUCAGAGCCCCACAUCCUGUCCGGGGCGGUCAACCCCACCCUGGGCAAAUGCAACAUCUCACUGCCCGGAGAGCACAACGCCAACCUCAUCGAGUGGCGGCAGCGGAAGGAGCAGAACAAAGGCAACAUUUCCGCUUUUGAAAGAAGGCUGAGGGCCCAUAACAGAAACCUGCUCUCCAUAGAUUUUGAUCAUAUGACUCGCACAGGAAAGAUCUAUGACGACCAUCGGAAAUUCACCCUUCGAAUUCUUUAUGACCAGACUGGACGACCUGUUCUGUGGUCUCCCAUAAGCAGAUAUAAUGAAGUGAAUAUCACAUAUUCACCUUCAGGAUUGGUGACGUUUAUUCAACGAGGGACGUGGAAUGAAAAAAUGGAAUAUGACCAGAGUGGAAAAAUCAUUUCAAGAACUUGGGCUGAUGGGAAAAUUUGGAGCUAUACCUACUUAGAAAAGUCUGUGAUGCUUCUCUUACAUAGCCAGCGGCGUUAUAUCUUUGAGUAUGACCAAUCGGAUUGUCUGCUCUCAGUCACCAUGCCUAGUAUGGUGCGCCACAGUUUACAAACCAUGCUUUCAGUGGGCUACUACCGGAACAUCUACUCCCCACCAGACAGUAGCACUUCUUUUAUCCAAGACUAUAGUCGAGAUGGCCGACUACUACAGACCCUGCAGCUGGGGACAGGGCGCAGAGUUUUAUACAAGUACACCAAGCAAGCAAGGCUGUCCGAGAUUCUCUAUGAUACCACCCAGGUCACAUUAACAUAUGAAGAGUCUUCUGGAGUGAUUAAGACAAUACACCUGAUGCACGAUGGCUUCAUUUGCACAAUCAGAUACAGGCAAACAGGACCUCUUAUUGGGCGCCAGAUUUUCAGAUUCAGUGAAGAAGGCCUUGUGAAUGCUCGGUUUGACUACAGCUACAACAACUUCCGCGUCACCAGCAUGCAAGCUGUGAUAAAUGAAACCCCUUUGCCCAUAGAUCUGUACCGAUAUGUUGAUGUUUCUGGUAGAACAGAGCAGUUUGGAAAAUUCAGUGUAAUUAAUUACGAUUUAAAUCAGGUCAUAACUACUACAGUGAUGAAGCACACCAAGAUCUUCAACGCCAAUGGACAAGUCAUUGAAGUCCAGUAUGAAAUCCUAAAGGCAAUUGCCUACUGGAUGACUAUUCAAUACGAUAAUAUGGGCCGAAUGGUAAUAUGUGAUAUCAGAGUAGGAGUAGAUGCCAAUAUAACAAGAUAUUUCUAUGAAUACGAUGCUGAUGGGCAACUUCAAACUGUUUCUGUAAAUGAUAAAACCCAGUGGCGUUAUAGUUAUGAUCUGAAUGGCAACAUCAACCUCUUAAGCCACGGGAAUAGUGCUCGUCUUACUCCUCUCCGAUAUGACCUCCGAGAUCGCAUCACCAGACUAGGAGAAAUUCAGUAUAAAAUGGAUGAAGAUGGCUUUCUGAGGCAGAGGGGAAAUGACAUAUUCGAAUAUAAUUCUAAUGGUCUGCUGCAGAAAGCCUACAAUAAGGCUUCUGGCUGGACUGUGCAGUAUUACUACGAUGGGCUUGGGCGACGUGUCGCCAGUAAGUCCAGCCUAGGACAGCACCUCCAGUUCUUUUAUGCAGACCUUGCCAACCCCAUAAGAGUUACUCAUUUGUACAACCACACGAGCUCAGAGAUUACAUCCCUGUAUUAUGAUCUCCAAGGUCACCUUAUUGCCAUGGAGCUAAGCAGUGGUGAAGAAUAUUACGUAGCCUGUGAUAAUACAGGAACCCCACUAGCCGUGUUCAGCAGUCGAGGUCAGGUGAUAAAAGAGAUACUGUACACGCCUUAUGGAGAUAUCUAUCAUGACACUUACCCUGACUUUCAGGUCAUCAUUGGUUUUCAUGGAGGACUCUAUGAUUUCCUUACUAAAUUAGUGCACCUGGGGCAAAGAGACUAUGAUGUUGUUGCUGGUAGAUGGACGACGCCUAAUCAUCACAUAUGGAAACAGUUGAACCUCCUUCCUAAACCAUUCAACCUCUACUCUUUUGAAAAUAACUAUCCAGUUGGCAAAAUUCAAGAUGUUGCAAAGUAUACCACAGACAUUGGAAGUUGGUUGGAGCUAUUUGGUUUCCAACUACACAAUGUACUACCUGGAUUUCCCAAACCAGAAUUAGAAAAUUUGGAAUUAACUUAUGAGCUUCUACAGCUUCAGACAAAAACUCAAGAGUGGGAUCCUGGAAAGACCAUCCUGGGUAUCCAGUGUGAGCUCCAGAAACAGCUCAGGAAUUUCAUUUCCUUGGACCAACUUCCUAUGACUCCCCGAUAUAAUGAUGGACGGUGCCUUGAAGGAGGGAAGCAACCAAGGUUUGCUGCUGUUCCUUCUGUUUUCGGCAAAGGUAUAAAAUUCGCCAUCAAGGAUGGCAUAGUAACAGCCGAUAUUAUAGGAGUAGCCAAUGAAGAUAGCAGGCGGCUGGCUGCCAUUCUCAAUAAUGCUCAUUACCUGGAAAACCUACAUUUUACCAUAGAGGGGAGGGACACGCACUACUUCAUUAAGCUUGGGUCUCUGGAGGAAGACCUGGUGCUCAUCGGGAACACUGGGGGGAGGCGCAUUCUGGAGAAUGGUGUCAAUGUCACUGUGUCCCAGAUGACUUCGGUGUUGAAUGGGAGGACUAGACGGUUUGCAGAUAUCCAGCUCCAGCACGGGGCUCUGUGCUUCAACAUCCGGUAUGGGACAACUGUCGAAGAGGAAAAGAAUCACGUGUUGGAGAUCGCCAGACAGCGUGCUGUGGCCCAGGCCUGGACUAAGGAGCAAAGAAGGCUGCAAGAAGGGGAAGAGGGUAUCCGGGCAUGGACAGAGGGGGAAAAGCAGCAGCUGCUGAGCACUGGGAGAGUACAAAGUUAUGAUGGGUAUUUUGUUUUGUCUGUUGAGCAGUAUUUAGAACUUUCUGACAGUGCCAACAAUAUUCACUUUAUGAGACAGAGCGAAAUAGGCAGGAGGUAACAAAAAAAAUCUCUGCCUUUGCGUCACCAAAGACUGCCUGUUUUUAAAACAUAAAAUGGUUUAUUGUAUUGGUUUUCUAGAUCAGAACUCUGUAUAUGUAAAUAUGGAGGAGAAACAUAUCCAACUGCCUUUCAAUGUGACGGAAGAUGGUAUUUUAAUAUUGUUUGUUUAAACUCUUUAAGAAAUGACAGAGAUUUUUAGUUCUUGUGUGGCAGUAUUCAAAAUAACGCAAGUAGAACUCAACUAAAAAAAAAUUUUUUUCAGCAAGCACCGCUUUCAAUUUGUGGAACCAUGCCGAUGUUCAAAUAUAAAGAAAGAACCCAAGGUUCUCUAUGUCUAUUGUGACACGUGGUUUCAUAUUCAGCUUUUGGCAGAACUUGCGGGCUAUUUGAAAGGUGGUGCAAUCAUAUCUGAACCUUGCAUUUUGAAAGACUGCCAGCUCUUUCACAUGUUCCAGAUCUGUUAUAGGAAACUUUGAAAGAAGUGUAAAAUGUCUUCGGCCACCAUCUCCUAGAGUCAGGACCCAUUUGCCCUUCAUCCCUGAUGAUUCCUCCUUGCUUGUUGAAACAGAUGCCAUGUUGUUGUGCUGUGUUUUGGCGUGUGGUGGCUGGGUUCUGUCUACCACGCUUCCCUGUGGGUGUGGUCACCAAACCCAAUUGCCACUAUUUGCUCGUGUGUACAUGAUACCAAGGCAGCUGGCCAAUGUAACUCCUCCCACCCAACUUGUUUUGACUACAUUUUGUACUCAGUUGUCCAGCUGUAUUAGUGUCAUGAAAACAUAGCUUUUAUUAACCUGGGUAGGAAUUUCUCAUUUAUAUAUAGGGUGUGUUUUGGUCAUAGUUUCACAUUCGUGAUUCAGUAUUUAUACACUAAUCCAAUGGUUUUGUGCACAUGAAAGGUAAUUUACUACAAAGUGUGAUUCUGGUACAAAAAAAAAAA